AACAGUUUCUAUUUUCUCUGGUAAGGAAAUUGAACAGGGUUCUUCAGGAUUUUCUCCAACCAACACUGAGUGUCGAUAUGUCUGCUGCCAGCAGUCUGCUGACUGAAGAUCAGUUUCUCUGCUCCAUCUGUCUGAAUGUGUUCACUGAUCCAGUCACCAUACCAUGUGGACACAACUUCUGUAAAGCCUGCAUCACUGAUCACUGGGAUAUUGAUGUCCCGUGUCAGUGUCCUACCUGUAGAAAAGAUUUCAACACGAAACCUGAGCUGCAGGUCAACACUUUGAUCUCUGAAAUGGCUGCUAAGUUCAGACGGUCAACUCAACUGAUACCAGAAGAAGUUCCCUGUGACGUCUACUCAGGGUCCAAAUUGAAAACCUGGAUGUUCUUCCUGGCGUGUCUGAUGUGUGUCUUCAUGGCCUGGAUGGUGUCAGAACAAAACAAACAUGAUUUUUUUCUUCUGAAAGAAGAAUAUGAAGAAAAGAAGAUUGAGCUGUGCAAGACACAGGCUGAAAUUCUGCAGAUGAUCCAGAAGGAGAUCAAACACUCAAUGGAGCUCAGUAAGGAAGACACAAACAGACAGAUCUUAACCGCUCUGAAGGAGUCUGUUGAGAGUCAGGCCGAGCUCAUCGAGACGAUCAAAAAGAAGACAAGAAGGACAGAGAAACUGGCUGAAGGCUUCAUCAAAGAUCUGAAACAGGAAAUCUCUGAGCUGAAGAAGAGAAGCACUGAGGUGGAACAGCUCUAUGUGGCUCAGCAGAAGAAACUCAGUAAACAGAAUACACUGCUCCCUGAGUCUGAUCUGAAGAGGGUCCAGCAGUAUGAAGUAGAUGUGACUCUUGAUCCUGAUACAGCACAUCCUAAUCUCAUCCUGUCUGAUGAUGAAAAACAAGUUAAACAUGGUGAUGUGAGGAAGAAUCUCCCAGACAAUCCAGAGAGAUUUGACUAUUGUGUUAAUGUCUUAGCAAACCAGAGUUUCUCUUCAGGAAGAUUUUAUUAUGAGGUUCAGGUUAAAGGGAAGACUGAGUGGGAUUUAGGAGUGGCCAGAGAGUCGAUCAACAGGAAGGGAUUCAUCCUACUGAGCCCUGAGGAUGGUUACUGGACGAUAUGGUUGAGGAAUGACAAUGAGUACAAAGCUCUUGCUGGCCCUCCAGUCAGUCUCUCUCUGAAGUCUCGGCCUCAGAAGGUGGGGGUGUUUGUGGAUUAUGAUGAGGGUUUGGUCUCCUUUUAUGACGUUAAUGCUGAAGCUCUUAUCUACUCCUUUACUGGCUGCUCCUUCACUGAGAAACUCUACCCAUUCUUCGGUCCAGGUCUUAACAGCGGUGGUAAAAACUCUGCCCCUCUGAUCAUCUCUCCUGUCAGUCACUAAGUAGAACAAAAAUGAUAUAUUAAAAAGAAAAAGAUUAAUUUUCUUUUAAUGCCAUAAAAGUUAACAUAUCAUUUCUUUAGAUUCUGAGUAGAGAAAGAGAUCCUAGUCCAAUUCAUCCAGAGGGUAAAAAGGGAGGCAAAGAUACUGCAGGAGGUGAAUAAAGUUAAAAUGGUAAUUUCUCAGAUUCAUAACUCAGUGAAAUGUGAACACAGACAUGAAACAUGUACAUGAUUAAUUGUGACUUUCUCUUCCUGAGGCCACUUUAUCUCUGAUGUCCAUCGUGAAUCCAUUAAAUAAAGAAGGGACUGAAAGACUUGCCUUAGUAUGAAAAAAAACUUCAAGUAUCAAAUUAAUCCAAUCAUAGUUGUCUGUACAACCAUGGGUACACGGCAAACAGGAGUGUCUGACAGAUUAUUCAGCACACUGUGAUGGAAACAGCUUUCUCCAUUUUCACACAUAAGUUAAAUUUCAUACCAAGAAAGUAAAGUUGUGGAACAGCUCAACGUUAAAGUGAGAGGACGUUGUUUCAGACAGGAUUUAAAUUACAGAAAUAUCAGCUACUUGGCUGUUUAUGCUCAGUUUUCAUAUUUUGAAUGUUUUCUCUAAUCAAUUUUAAAGUGCAUUCAUUACUUACUAUUCUUGGGUUGUGAUUUUAAUUGUUUAGCUCUUUUGAUUUUCUUCAUCUGCUUAGCUGCUUUGUACUUAGCUCAUAAAAUUUACCUACACUCCAUAAUACACUGGACUUUCAUCUCUGGUGCUUAUCGAGGCUCACUUUAAGGUAGAACAAGGCAAUAUAUUGAUAUUAUAUAGAUAUCGUGAUAUGAGACUA
Messenger RNA from Perca fluviatilis (European perch), 2196 nucleotides. Its product is annotated as zinc-binding protein A33-like. Lineage: Eukaryota; Metazoa; Chordata; Actinopteri; Perciformes; Percidae. The record is from RefSeq and is a predicted model, not a curated record. Gene Ontology annotation, molecular function: protein binding. The transcript is spliced from 2 exons. The coding region runs from base 78 to 1367 and encodes 429 amino acids.